Diplodia corticola is the source of this 3993-nucleotide messenger RNA. Its product is annotated as ulp1 protease family protein. Bases 1 to 3993 code for a protein of 1330 amino acids. Gene Ontology annotation, cellular component: cytoplasm; nucleus. Gene Ontology annotation, molecular function: SUMO-specific endopeptidase activity. Lineage: Eukaryota; Fungi; Ascomycota; Dothideomycetes; Botryosphaeriales; Botryosphaeriaceae. The record is from RefSeq and is a predicted model, not a curated record. Gene Ontology annotation, biological process: protein desumoylation. The transcript has 5 exons.
AUGCCCUCUCUGCACGAACUCGCGAGCCGCCCACCGGCGCCCAGAAGCCAGGAAGAGCUCCAGAUCUACGGCAACCAUACGAACCCCCCCGAUGCGGUGACGAUAAGCAAGCCUACUGCCCCAACUGGCGGUAGCAUGUCACACUCAAACAAGCCUGGGGCUCGUGGGUCGUUUGCCCCCCGCAACACUUUGCAGCACUCGCCCUACGCCGCUCGGCCAAGCACCGCUCCCUCAGGAAGCAAAUACGCACAUGCAGGACGUCUCCAGCUUGAACCCAGUAGAGGUGACAACGUACGACUGUCGCGCGCACUCAGGUUCCCAGAUGAAGACAUGGUGUCCAACAAACGCCAGAAGCUUACUCACCCUAAGUCUUCUCCGCCACUGGUCGUGGACCUCACCGACGAAGCCGCUCCUACACUACGGAGCUCCCCGUUACAGAGAACCAGGUCGCAAUCCCACGAACAAGCCAGAGAACAUUUCAAGCAGUACGGCCGUUCCCGCAGUAACGGCUCGAUUCACUCCAGACCAUCCCUUCACUCGAUGCCUUCUGGGUCGGACGAAUACUACAAGGUGGAAGACACUAUGAAUGCAAAAGGCUACGGAAGAGCGCAUAUCUCCCAGGAGGAAUUGGUUCAGGACUGCUUUGGAGAAACGAGUGCCCUGGCUGAAAAGCCCGCAACCACUCGUGGACACUCUUCUGAACCCAUUGAUGUGGAUUCCGAUGGUCCUAAGCCGUAUCACAAGGAAGAUCCUGGACGAGAGAAGUUCAUCAUGGAUCACUUGAUAGAGCAGCUCCGAGAGCCCCGAGAGCCGUCUCCAAAGCGCAAGCUUUUCGGGCAACUCUUACCUACCGAUCAAAAGCAGUUAUCUCACGGGACUUCUUCGCACCCAAGCUCACAGCGGAGACCAGCACAAAAUCAUGACCGGAAGGAAUCCAAGAGAAGCGCUGGAUCGGGCCAGUUUUACGACGUCAGGACGAAUCCAGCGAUAACGGUCAACAAGCAUGACGACAGCGAAGACGAACUCGCCGAGGGAAUCCCGAGGGCUUUGCCCAAACAGCGUGAGAAGACGAUAAGGAGGUUUGAUGCUGCGGAAAAGACGCAAACAAAAUCACACUAUUUCUCAGGGCUCAUAGAUGCCGACCGUUUCCCAUCGCAUUCAGGGCGUUCUCUUGAAACUACCAUAAGACCCUCCAAAGCGGACAUCAAGCCGAAGACAUUCCCUUCCAAAGGCUCUGGAAAAUGGAUCCAAAAUUCGUCCAGAAAGGUGGCUUGCAAAUCGCGUCCUUGGCCUCUGAAGCUGUUCAAGAUUCCCCACAGCCCAGCGAUGUCGGAGAUCGAAAUGUGUCUUGUUUGGGAACCCGAGAGAAACCGAUUUCUAGUCCAUGGCAAAGACGGGAUCAUACCUGUUGGGACAGGUGUAUCCUCUGUCGAAGAGUCCAAAGUGACCAGGGUCAUUCAUGGCCAAGGUGACUCAACCAAGGUUUUGGUUGAGGGCUGUAGGAUCGACAACGAACUCUACAAGCGCUUCAUGGAGUUCUCGAACGCCAAGGACCGUGACGACUUUCUUGACACAAUGUCCUCUACAAUCAAACGCUUGGCCAGGACCGGAGAAGAAAUGGACCGGAUGUUUGCCAAGGCAGACGAAAAUCCGCCCCGAAAAUCCGCUCCAAAGCCUGUUGAUGCUGGGUUAGAACGUCAAUUUCUUGAGUCACGCGGCAACCAACGACGCCAAGAGACGACUGACAACAACGGUAAUAAAGAACGCGCCUAUGACAAAGCGAACAAGAAUCCAGCUACCCAUGGAAGACCUCGCCCUGACACCAGACUCAUCUCACAACUGCAAGUUGAUCCCUCCCGUGCUGAGUCUGGUACUCGCACCUCGAGAGCCGUGCGAGCAAACGAUCUAUUGGACAUGCCCUCCUCUCGUGCACCCGCAACCACGCGAAACACUCGGGCCAACGAUCAGGAUGACGAUAUUUCGAACAUUGAAUAUCUUGAGACGACUGCUGAACCCAAAGAUUCAUGGCCGCAGAUGUCGUUUCCACCAGCAUGGAAACAACCUCUAGUCUACCCACCAACCGGGCGGCAACGGGCGCAAGUAGACUGGCCUGAUCUAUUCAAGCUCAGUGACGAUGAAUUCCUCAACGACAGUAUCAUCAGUUUCUACAUGACAUGGGCUGCAAAACAGGCUGAAGAAGAAAAACAUCUGCGGCCAGACAAGGUGUAUUGGUUCAACACAUAUUUCUACUCCACGUUGACAAAGCUUGCGACUGGUCAGAAGGGAAUCAAUUACGCAGCUGUUCAGCGAUGGACUUCAAGGGUUGACAUCUUCUCCUACGAUUACGUCGUGAUCCCAAUCAACGAGGACCAGCACUGGUAUUUGGCCAUCAUCUGCAACCUACCAGCCCUUGCAAAGAAAGUCCAGAAUCAAGAAGAGGCAGCAGAAAAGGAGCACAGUCUGGAGAUCAAAGAUCUUCCGAAGGAUGGUUUGGCCGCCCAUGUUCAUGAAGUCCUUUCCGGGAAGCAAGAGCCUCCAUUGGAGAACACGACGGAAUUAGAGGAUGCGAGCGAUGCCAUGGAAGUUGAUCAGCCGGUCCCCAACGAUGAAGUGACCGCAGGCGAAAAGUUCAGGGAACAAUUGGCCGGCGCAAGAGGUAGAGACGAAAAGAUGGCGACGACACCACAACCCACUGUCGAUGAGGCGCGGAACGGCUUUACGGAUGAGAGCAAGGCAUCAGCUGAUGGCCAAGAAGAUGCGUCCAAGCUGAGUCCGGGAGGUAGAAAAGGGCGGAAAAAGCCAGUCCCGCCGUCCCGAAAGUUGGACGCAGAGCAGCCUGUCAUCAUGAUGCUCGAUUCCCUUGAACUCACCCACCCCAGGACUACCAAGAACCUCAAGGCAUAUUUAGUCGAGGAAGGUAAAGCAAAGCGUGGCAUGGAUAUCGACAUAAAAACCCUCCAAGGGACGACCGCAAAAUGCAUCCCUACACAGAACAAUUUUUGUGAUUGUGGCAUCUUUGUUUGCCUAUACUUCCAGAAGUUCAUCAAUGACGCCGACAACUUUGUGCACAAGAUCAUCCGCCGGGAAAUGGAUAAGACGAAGGACUGGCCAGACAUCUGUCCUCCGAAGACGCGGCGGGAAAUCUUGGCGUUACUUUUACAGCUCGAGGAAGAACAGGCGAAAGAGCGAGAAGAACAGAAGAGAAAGAGGAAGUUGGAGAGGAAAAUUCUACGGGAAGGCCAGAAGGGGGACUCAAGAAUAUCGAUUCCGAAGCAAAUUCCCCCGAGCAAGAUGGCGGAGCCCGAAGCCAGGCCCAAAACACCUCUUGGCUCGCCCCCGCCGGGGUCAGUAGCCACUGUGGCCCCCUUGGAGGCUGGACCGCAGACUCCUCAUAUUCCACCGCCUCGUGCGGUCACGCAACAAACUGGACGCCACCCGGUAGUUGUCGUUCAGAUGUCGCCUAUCAAGGACACGGCCUUCAAUGCUAACCGUGCCCUAUGCAGAAGAAGCCCUAGAAAGCACACAUCCCCCGUCGAGACUACUAGGGUUGGGGAGCAGGACGCGGCUAUUCUGCGUACGGGCAACCAGAAGCGGAAAGAAACGUCAAUCGAGCUUGGGGAUGAUGAAUCAGCUCUGGGGGGUGUGGAAGCGCUUCCAUCGAUUGGAAGUCGAUCCGUCGAGUUACACGAACAGGAUCACAGCGAUGGAGAAAUCAUCUCCGAACGGGUGAACGAUCCAAUGGAGAUCGAAGACGCCGAGCAAGAUGAAGCCGAGAGAGAGAUUCCGGACUCACAGCCCGACCAAUUUGAAAUUGCGGCGCGAGUGAACCAUGAUCAAUGGCGGUCCGGAGUAAACCACCUCAAGGGCCACAGCUAUGAAGAUGUAACAGAUGCCAAAAAGGAGCGGUCGCCGUCGCGGAGGCGACAGCAGCAGCAAAAGAAGAGAAGGACCACGCCAACGGAGGUCAUUGAGAUCGAUGACUCGCAGACAUGA